UAUUUAAGCGCGGUUGGCGAUUUGCGAAAAUGUAGUCAGAUCCUUGACGUAUUCCGAGAAUCACAAACCAUGUACAAGUUCCUGCUCAUUGCUGCCCUGCUGCCGGCCGUCGUCUUCGGACAGACCCCGUUCCGACCAUGCUCGAACGGUGCACCGACUCCGGCUUCGGUCAACAUUGAAGGAUGCACAUCGCUUCCUUGCACGGUCGUGUCCGGCGGUGGACUGGUUGCCCGUGGUAUUGGCAUCGUGUCCCCGGUCGCUACCCCAACUCUUGAUGCUCAUCUGACCGCUCGUUUGCUUGGACUGGAUGUUGGAUUUGAAAUCCCGGAAGAUCUGCGUGAUGCGUGCGCUGUUGGCAUUAUCGGUGCUUCGUGUCCGAUUGCUGCUGGCCAGUCGUUUGACUACGAGCUGAACUAUUCGAUGGAAUUGCCACUGGUCGGAAUUACCGUGCAGGUUGAGGUCGGUCUUACCGCUGCCGACGGUACCGAUGUGACUUGCAUUGAAAUCGAUGCUGCCAUCGUCGGUUAA
This is a messenger RNA of Anopheles marshallii, 528 nucleotides long. RefSeq names its product NPC intracellular cholesterol transporter 2 homolog a-like. The record is from RefSeq and is a predicted model, not a curated record. Lineage: Eukaryota; Metazoa; Arthropoda; Insecta; Diptera; Culicidae. The coding region runs from base 70 to 528 and encodes 152 amino acids. The transcript is spliced from 2 exons.